This is a messenger RNA of Cucurbita maxima (winter squash), 2009 nucleotides long. Its product is annotated as cell wall protein RBR3-like. Gene Ontology annotation, cellular component: cortical microtubule. The record is from RefSeq and is a predicted model, not a curated record. The transcript is spliced from 8 exons. Bases 196 to 1713 code for a protein of 505 amino acids. Gene Ontology annotation, biological process: cortical microtubule organization. Lineage: Eukaryota; Viridiplantae; Streptophyta; Magnoliopsida; Cucurbitales; Cucurbitaceae.
ACUGCAAAAACCUAUGCAAACUCUUCAGCUCUCCAUUCCCAUUUUCUUGCUCUUCACUGCUCAAGACUGUAUAUACAAUUUUCCGAUCGAAUCUUCACCGGAGCAUCGCCGGCGUCGAGAAAUGAUUCGGACCUGAGUUUCGGAGAAAGAACCGACGGGAUCGUACUUAGCUUGUUCUUCGUUAGAAUAUCUGGAAUGUUUACAGACGAGACGGACGCAGAGCUCCCAAUGUUGUUCGAUAUGCGAACGGUUGAGAAGGAAAUGGAUAGUGAGAAUCUGCUGCACAGGAGCUAUACGGAGGAUCUUGAUCCUAAUUCAGAAACCGUCUCGUUUUCGAGUUCCGAACCUAAUAAUGAUGGUGAAUGUUCUCCCAUCUCCAAGAAUUUUGUUUCACCUGUUCCACCGCGGAAGAUCAAAACGGAGGAUUUUAUGGAUUCAGAAAAUGAAAAAUCUGAUUAUGACUGGCUCCUCACACCACCUGGGACCUCAAUCUUUCCAUCAAUGGAGACAGAAUCACAGAAAAAUGCAACAAAUAGGAAUGAUAUGCUGAAUUCUCGUUCCACUGCUCUGAAACCUAAGCUAGUAAACAUCCAGGAAGAGUCUAACUCAAUGAGUAAUAUAGCAUCCAAGCAUCCGAAUUUUCAAUCUGGACAACUGAAUUCUUCAUGUGCUAGCAAUAAAAAAACAUCAUCAAAGGCUUCUGCAGCUACUGCCUCCAGAUCUGCGACACCAACUUCACGGCCAACAUUAACUAAAAGUACAAAGCCUUCAAGAUCAUCCACGCUAACUUCACGAGUCAACGCUAAAGCUUCAGCGCCUCUGGUGAGGUCUUCAACGCCUGCAAAAACCACUGCUCGGUCAUCAACACCAACUGAAAGAUCCAUGGGAACUACAAAGCAAACAUCUAGAUCAGCAACGCCUAAUUGCUGUCCAUCAAAGCCAACAUGUUCGUCUAGUGUAUCACAUCCCAAUGGUCGAUCAUCUUCGACCUCGAAGUUUAAUGCUAGAAGUUCUAGUAAUCCAAGACCUUCUCGGGGGCCCUUUCCAUCCAUUAAAACCAGACCUUCAAAGCCCUCUGAGGUGCCAAAUUUUUCACUUGAUGAAGCUGGGCCAGCUUCAGCCACCAAGGGAAGGCCUGUAGCAGUGAGUAGUGCUAAAUCAUUAUCCGGCAGGACUAUGUCUAAUGGGAAAACUAGGCAGAAACCAAGCUCUCCUACGAAGCAACUUGGCUCAAACAGUGGUAAAGUAUUUCCAUUCAAGCAAAGAAUACGUUCCUCUGAUGAUAAUGAGGUUAGCCCUGUGGUCAUGGGGACAAAGAUGGUUGAAAGGGUAGUCAACAUGAGAAAGCUUGCCCGUCCAAAGCAAGACGACUACCGCCCGAGCAGCGGUGAUCCCACCAGCAAGUCCUCUGCUGACAUCUCUGGCUUCGGAAGGACACUUUCAAACAAAUCACUGGAUAUGGCAAUGAGGCACAUGGAUAUAACACGAAGCAUUUCGAGUAAAGUACGGCCAGUGAAUACAAAAGCUCAGUCUUCCUCCAUGGACAAUGGCAAUUCAAGGUCUGCAAAAGUUGGAACGAUCGGAAUUUCAGACUCUCCCCUUGCUACUAGCAGCAAUGGCAAGUCUGCACCAAGCGUAUGGAGUAGUUCCAUUCGUCUAGAUGGCAGUGAGACCGAAGAUAAUGACCUUGCCAUGGAGAUAUUAUCGUCCUAGGGAGUUCCUUCUCUUCUGGCUAGCUAGCAAUGUAAACAUUACGAGUGAUUUGAAAACCUCAGUGAAUAGGAGUUGGAACCCUUUGAAUAAUUAGGUUCGACAUAGAUAAGGUCAAAGCUCUCGAAACAAAAAACAAGUUUCUUGGCCAAAGAUUCGAAUCUCCAUGAAGAUAGGAUUAUCAAUCUUGCUUGAAUGUUCUUGGCAUGUAACUCUAAGAUAUGACUUGCAAAUUAGGAUCAAGAAGCUCUUUUGGCUAAACUUGAAAGAAAAAGUGCAAAGGCUAAAACUAAUUCAUC